Anolis carolinensis (green anole) is the source of this 14782-nucleotide messenger RNA. RefSeq names its product decaprenyl diphosphate synthase subunit 2 (gene pdss2). The transcript is spliced from 8 exons. Gene Ontology annotation, cellular component: transferase complex; mitochondrion. Gene Ontology annotation, biological process: isoprenoid biosynthetic process; ubiquinone biosynthetic process. The record is from RefSeq and is a predicted model, not a curated record. NCBI's taxonomy places the organism in Eukaryota, Metazoa, Chordata, Lepidosauria, Squamata, Anolidae. Gene Ontology annotation, molecular function: prenyltransferase activity. Bases 101 to 1264 code for a protein of 387 amino acids.
CAGGCGCUCUUCGCCUGGCUUUUGCGACACUUAAGAUGGCCGCCUCCAUGGAGUGAGGGCUGCAGGACGGAGGGAGUUUGAUUAAGCGGCUCCGGCUAAGAUGCUGCGCUGGAGGCCUUGGCGGUCCCUUAUAGCAGGAGGAGGAAGGGAAGCGAGGCAGGCCCGGCGCCUCUUCUCGGGCUCCCCCCGGUCGGGCUCCCACUGGAGCAAAGUGGUCUCGGAGGCGGAGAAGAUCGUGGGCUACCCGACCUCCUUCAUGAGCCUCCGCUGCCUCCUCAGCGACGAGCUCAGCAACAUCGCCAUGCAGGUGCGCAAGCUGGCCGGCACCAAGCACCCGCUCCUCGACACCGCCAGAGGUUUUGUGUCUGAUAGCAGAAACAAUCUGCAGAUGAGAGGUCUGGUGGUUUUACUUAUAUCUAAGGCAGCUGGACCUAGCAUAACAACAGAGAAUUCCCUUCAGAAUGAUAUGAUCAGUGGAAUAUAUCCCAGCCAGCGCACUCUGGCAGAGAUUACAGAGUUGAUCCACACCGCUUUCCUGGUACAUCGUGGGAUUGUAAACAUUGGUGAACUGACAUCUUCAGAUGGCCCAUUGAAGGACAUGCAGUUUGGAAAUAAAUUGGCAGUCUUAAGUGGUGAUUUUCUACUAGCAAAUGCAAGCACAAACCUUGCUACACUACAAAAUACUAAGGUUGUAGAGAUCAUGUCAAGUGCCAUUGGUGAUUUAGUACAAGGAAUAUAUUAUGAAAAUUCAUACUUAGCAGAGGAAAACGGUUUAACAGAUGACAUUGGAAUAUCAAUUUGGAAAGAACACGUUUUCCUAUCCCAUAGUGCUUUGCUGGCAAAGAGCUGCCAAGCUGCCAUGGAACUGGCAAAACAUGAUGUGGAGACCCAGAAUAAGGCCUUUAAUUAUGGGAAGCACAUGUCUAUGAGUCGUAAGCUAAAUGUCGACAUUCAACCAUUUUUUAGUGAAAGUUCUAAUGACUCUGUGGCCUUCAAUUUAAAUUCUGCUCCAGUUAUCUUGCAUCAGGAAUUAAUUGGAAGAGAAACCUGGAUUAAGCAGGUUAAAGAGGCUCGAACUAAAGGGAACUUAAUAGACUACAGUAAGUUGCGAGAGGCAAUCAAGGCUGGCAAAGGUGUGACUUCAGCUAUUGACCUAUGCCGUUUCCAUGGGAACAGAGCGCUGGAGGCUCUGGAGUGCUUCCCUCCCUCCGAGGCCAGAUCUGCUUUGGAAAACAUCGUUUGUGCCGUGACAAGGUGGUCAUGAUGUACCACCGGAAAAAGAGGCUAUUCUUCAUUUGCAGAAAUAAGUGGAACACAUAGUAGUUCUGCAACAGUUAGUACCUGCCAUCGCUAGGCAUCCAAAUGUGUUGGUGGUGGGCUUUUUUUUUUCUUCCUUUAAGUGUUUCUGUUCCACUCACCACAUUCCCGAAUGAACAUCUAUCCUUCGGAACUGCUACAAACAAAAUUAGGGAAAAAAGGUCAAACAGUUUUCACUUGUCAUGCCAGAAGCACACUUGAGGCUGCACCGGUAGAAAUAAUUAAUGAGACUCACUUCUGUGACCUCAGCAAAUGGACAGGAAAUAAGUCCUUAUUGAUUGGACAUAGCCAGGGAUGGCGCCAGUGUGGUGGCCUGUGGUUUUCCUGCUCUGGAGAAGGCAGAGGGGGGCCUGAAGCGGCAGGUGUCGGGAGGGAGGCUUUCCAAACCGAGCAGAGAGAUAGAUGCCUGUUUAAAACCAGAAUUAAUGUGCCAGUUUAUCAACAUGAAGGGCAGCUCGAUGAUUUAGGCAGGGAAAGGAGGGGUUUCUUUUUUUUUUAUCUUAUCAAUAUGCAGCUCUGUCUUCUCAAACUGUUUCUCCAUGUAUUUAAACAUAAAAUUGCCCCACACUUAAUGUGCUGCAUGUUUGAAAGAGCUGUUGAGGGAACACAUUGGGUAUGGUAAGAGCUUUACGAUAUUAAUUUGAUUCUGUGUAAAAGAACAAUUUUGAAUGUCAAGUUUGUCAAGUCUUCAGUUUGGCUCCAAAUAAUGAAAUUUUAAACUUCCAAGCAAGUGAAAAGUUGCCUUUUUUAUAUCAUGUCAUUUCUUUCAACAGAGGCAGGCACUGAGUUUUACUACAUUUACAAAACAAUGUUUUUGUACACACAAAAUAAAUAGGUCUUCGUAAGACUGUGUGAAUUGUAUGACAUAAAGAAUUAGGUUCUCCCCAUCCACCGCCUUCUUCGGUGCAAGGUUUCAUCCUGAAGAGAUGUAUAUUACAUGAGAAGUUUUUUAACCUUACUGCGUUGAAUGUUAAAAGUCCAAUUAUAGGGAGAAUACAAGGUAUAUCAGAAGCCUGCAAUCUGACACUGUCUCUAUUUUGUUCAUAGGAGAUGAUUUUUGUGGUUUGCAUGCUUGCAAUCUGAGAACAUCGUUGACAAGAAGGCUGAGUUUACAUAAAUGAUCCAGAUUGAGACUCAGCUACCUUUCUUCCUUCUGUGGUGUAAUUACAGCCCAAUCUGGAGACAGCUAGCACAGCAAACAGAUUUCAUUACAUUGCUCUCUCAAACACUAAGUGGAGUUAUUUCAGUUAACUUUCUUCUUCUUCUUCUUCCUCUUCUUCUUCUUCUUCCUUUCUUACACACAUGCCCAUAUACUCACAGACCUUCUAUAUAAUGAACCACUAUGUGAUCUUCAACUUUAAAAAAAGGUCACACAUUUAAUUAUAAUCAUAACAGAAAGAGAUUAAGCAUCUUGAUAACCUUAGUUAGGGCUAAAUUUGAAUGUGUUGCUUGUUGCCAAAAAUAUUAGACUGGAUGAAAAUAGAGAUCAGACUAGUUAAAUCCUCUAACCAUUAUACACUGAAGAAAAAUCCAGCCUGAAAAGAGAACAUCAAAAAUUAUGUAGGGUAAUAGUUUUCAGUUUCAAUGUGUAUUUUUAGCAUCUUUAAUAGUCUUUUAAAAGUAUGGAUGACACAGUAAUGCAACUCACAAAAUGACAAUUUUCUCCUAUUUUCUUCUUCCCAUUUACCAUGUACUAGUCCCUGUAAUAAAGAUGACAAUUUUCUUAAAAAGAGGAGAGAGAAAGGAGGAAGAGGGGAGGAUGACAGCAAGCAGGUGAUAUUGCUUGAUGUAGAUAGAAAAAGCUGCAAUCGGUCACCAAAUGAAUCUAAGAGCUUAUUCCAGGAAGUAAGAAUGUUCUCUACAUUUUUCUCUCACACACUUUUAACAUAGACUGCACUCUGUUUAAUUGCCUAGUCCUACAGAUCUUUCAUCCACUGCUUAGAUCUCCAGACAAAUUGUUGGCUAUUAGCAUUGUAAAAACCACCACUUAGUUUCCCCGGGAUUAUGAUUUUACAAAAACUGUCCAGACCCUCCUAGAAAACCGCAGCAUCUAUGUGGAGUUUCAAGGCAGGAAAAGUAGAUAGAGGCAAAAGAAUGGUUUAUCCCAAGGAAGCGUUCUUGUAUGACCUUGUUUAACAUCUUUACUAAUGAUCAGCCAUAGCCACCACUCACAAAGAGCUUUAUAUAUGCUGAUGACCUUGGCCUAACAACACAAGCAAAAGACCUUGAAAGAUUUCUCCAGCUAUUACAAAGAUAACCACCUGAAGCCUAACCCUGUCAAGAUGCAAGUGUGUGCUUUCCACCUACAUAACCCUGAAACCAACAGGAAAAUGAAAGUUAUCUAGGAAUGCCAAGAGCUUGAACAAUUUCCAUCCUAAAUAUUUCAGUGCCAACUUAGAUUAAACACUUACAUUUAGGAAACACUGUAUGAAUACCAAACACAAAGUAGCUGCGUGCAAUAACAUCCUGAGGAACUUACUGGCAGCGCAUGGGGUGCCAACCCAAAAUUAAUAAGAACAUCAACCCUAGCCUUGUCUUACUCAAUUCCUGAGUAUGCCUGCCCUGUUUGGCACAAGUGUGCCCAUGCGAAGCAGGUGAACAUAGCACUGAACAAAACAUGCAGAAUAAUCACAGGAUGUCCUAAACCUAUACCUGUUGAUAAACUCUACAAGCUAGUUGGCAUUGCUCCCCCAAUGUGUGACGGGAAGUUGCUGCUAACAGAGAGAAAUAAUGUUGAACACUGUGAAAACCACCCUCUGCAUGGCUAUCAGCCUCCUCCCAGUAGACUCAAAUCAAAGAAAAGCUUCAUGAGAACCACUAUUCCUCUUAAUGUUUCCCCAACAACAGCAAGAGUAUCCCUCUGGGCAGCUAAUCCAGGAAAUCCAAAUUGAUGGCCCCCCACCAGGGUCUGCCUCCAGGGGCAAACCAAGAAUGGGCAACUUGGAAGUCCCUGAACAGACUCAGAAGCAGAGUUGGCAGAUCAAAAGACAAUUUGGCCAAAUGGUACUACCUAGAAGAAUCCUCCACCUUGUGUGAUUGUGGAGCAGAACAAAUAAUUCUGCAUGCGUAUGCUUGUCCACAGUGCCCUGCCUUAUGCACAAAGGAAGAAUUGUUUAGAGUCAUGGACAAUGCAGUCACUGUUGCCUGUUUUUGGUCUAAAAUUAUUUAGGUGCUUGUGUUUCCUCUAUUUUUAUCAGUUUAAUACUUAUUUAUGCAAUGCUUUUGAUAGAAAAUAAAUAAUUUAGCUCCCAGCAGCUCUCAGUAAUCAUAUUUUGUGUCCAAUGGAUUAGCCCCACCUCUGAAGACAGCAUCUUAGAUAACAUUUUAAGACCUAGAGCUUUAUGACAUAUCAAGAGUGCUAUUUAUUCUGACAUCUUUUCCAAAAAAUAAGUCAAGUUACUGCACUGUUCCUGAAAAUAUGAAUGAGUUCUACUCUCAACUGUUCCAUCAACAUUUAUUAUCAGAUAGUGAAAAAUGGAUGAGUAUUUGAUUCCUGCAGACUCUGAAAUUCUGCUGAAUCUAAAGAAUAAAUCUGAAGUAGAAGUCUUUAUGACAGUUCAUCUUCUCAUUCUGAGUCUGAACACUUAGGGAAAUGUGGCACAGAGAACUACUUAUGUAUAUAAGCAGAAUGCAAAGUGAUCUUGUGGCACUUCAGAAACAGAACAAACAGAACAAAGUUGGUAGCAUAAGCUUUUGUAGAUGAAGUGUACAUUCUCAGGUGCCUCUGUGGAAGUAGACUUAGUCUAGGAAAGUUUAUGCUACCAACUUCUUUCUCUCCAUCUCUAAGAUGCUACAUGGUCUCUCUGCAUACUUCUUUUUCAGAUUAGCACAGCCCUGCCUGAAUUUUAUAAACAGAGUUGGAUUACAGAAGAGAUCUAUAUGCCUUUGAAGUUCAUGGCAGAGAUGUUUGUCAUGUGUGAUGUUACUGGUACUAUCCAUAGCUAUCUACUAGUACUUCAGAUGCUCUAACAUAUUUUCAACAAAUUAUGGCAUGACCUAACUAAAAAAUCUUUGUAUCCAACAGUAAGACACAUAGCCAUAAAGAUGUCUGGAUUCUAUGAAAUAAUAUGUAAUCAUAUACUAGCAUCAGUCUUGCUAAUUGCAUAUACUGUACCUGUUUGGAGAAUAAAAAGGUCAUACUCCUACAUAGAUGUGCAAUAUUAAGUUUCAGAUAUAUUUAGUAAAAAUAUUACCAUUUAAGCAGCAUGAGCAUGAAGAUGAAAAUAUCCACGUAUUUCAAUAUGUCAAACUUUUAAAAACAAAUAAUUCAGAUUACAAAUAAUGGAACAUGAAAACUACAUUUAAAGUAACUAAACAAAAUCAGUUGUGUUUAUGAGAUCUAUCCUGUGACAAAAUAUCUAAUUAUAAACUAAAGAUCACAAAGGGGGUUCCAUAUUCACAUAAUGUAUAAAUGAUAAUUUCUUAAAUUGAUGUUAAUUUCAAGUUUAGCAUUUCUUCAAAGGGUAUUAAGUUAGAAAACAAAGAACCUUGAGGGUUGCUUAACAAAAAGUCAUAGGCUCAAUCAGCUAGAAACAGGCCCUGUGUAAACUCCCAUUUGAAAUACAGUAGACACAGUUAACCAGCACCCACAGAGAUUGGUAGAUGCCAGAUAAAUAUAGCUUCUGGUUGCUUGGAAGUUAAUAAUAAUAAUAAUAAUAAUAAUAAUAAUAAUAAUAAUAAUAAUAGGCGUAAUACUAUACUCCAUACUAUGCCAUACUAUAAAUUCUUUAUUGAUUUGAUAUUAAUAUUGAAACAGUAAUUAAAAGCAAAUUAAGACAAAAACAAACUUAAUAUAACAUACUUUUACUAUACUGUAUUAUAAAAACAGCUUUGUGGAUGCAGUAUUUUUCUUUGAUUUUUUUUGCCAGUUGCUUGAGACUUCUAGUUGCUUCGGUUCUGGUUAGCUGAGAGUCUAUUGUAAUUGGAAGUUUUCAGUUUUGCCUCAGAUAAUAGGUUUGUUUCCUAAUGAGAGCACUGGAAUCUUACAGAUAAAUCACAACCUAAAUUUAUCCCCCUAAACCAGUGGUUUUCAACCUGGGAUCCCCAGAUGUUUUUGAUAAACUGGUUGGGAUUUCUGAAAGUUGUAGGCCAAAAACAUCUGAGGACUCCAGGUUGAGAAUUACUGACCUAAAUUUACAAUAACCUGUUUCAGCAAGCUGCGCUCUGUCAGGAAACAUUCAGUUGUGUCUGUCAGGUUGCUGAGUGACUCUAUAUAAACUACUCAACCUCUUGGUUUAUAUUUUCAAUCUCUAAUACUGAUAUAUAAGAUAUCACUGGUGUUCAAUGAGAUGGUGAAACUUGAUUUAUUGUGCAAUGCCUGAAAUUGUCAGCUGUAGAUAAUGCAGAGUUAUUUGCUGCUAGUAUGUGUAUUGUGUAUUUUUGUCUACCACAAGAAUUCCCUCGUCUCCAACGUAAGUAUGUUUUGGUAGGUGAUAAUAACUGUUGCAAAACUUCAGGUGCUAUUCAUAGUUCCAUUUGCACCUAAUGCUCUUCUUGGUUUUGAUUGUCACUUGUAAGAAUAAUUUGGUUGUUUUUUAACACAUGUAUACUGGGGUUUUUUUUCCAUUAAGAAAAAGGCAGCAUACUUUGACAAUCCUUCUGCACUUGAUCUUAAUAAAACCCAAGGAGAGCGAGUGGCCAAAGGACAUCCAGUGGCUUUCAUGUUUCAAUGUUAAGCUUAAACCUGAAUUUCUCAAAUCUAGUUCAGCCCGCUACACCACAGUUGAUCCCAGAUAUUAACAUACUUUCUAACAAAGCAUGCGAUGUGUAGGAUACCAUAAAUUCAUGAGUUUUUAAAAUUCUCACAGACAGCCUGUAUGGUAGAAGUACUUUAGCAAUGUUGGUAAGAGUCUGUGACAUCCAAAUAUCUAUACAAGUAUAUCUGAGUUAACAAAGUUAAUGUUGCCCCGGGCUUUACAUCUUUAACAGAAAUAUUGGUAACAUACGCAAGGAAAUAGAAUCCUGCACCAAAGAGAAGAAGAGUAGUUCAACAUUUAAGCAAAACAAAUGUUCAAAACAAACAUUAUAAACACAUGAAAUGAAACAAAUAGGUCAAUUAAGCCUUGCUUAAGUAAACAUUUUGAAUCUUCUAGAGACCAAUUAAAAACUUCUUAAAAUUGUAUCCUGGGAUGUGAUUUCUCUUCUAUUAACAAGCCCCCAUUUUUCUCAUGAUUUCUUUAUCGGUGGAAAAACGUAUAGUUCUAUUUUUUUUUUCAACAUGCUACGUUAGCUGAUGAGGCAAACUAACCUUUCUUCUUUUGUUUUGCCCUUCAUAAAUGCUCAGAAAAUAAUUUUGGAGGCAGCUGUUUCCUUUGCCUGCUGUAGGUUUGUACACUAGGGUACAGUAGGGUCACCAAAUUAGAAUCCCAUUCUUUCCAAGAUCAAGCUUGGGGACAUUGUUUACUUCAGACAUAUUGUUGCAACCCAUCACUGAAAGUCUUUCUAGCCCUCUUUCACCAUUCUUUUGCAAUGCUACUAAAGACCGAGCUAGACAGAAGACAGGGAAGUCAUAGAUGUGGACUAGGCUCUCAUAAAAACACUUUGUUAAAAGGACCUUCAUCAGACGCUUUGUUAACAGAUGUGCCUGCAUAUGGUCUGCCAGUUUGAGAGCAGCAGAAUCUCUUGCUCUUAAGUCAACAACAUACCUACUGCCUUCUGUCUAACUGGACACUAGUACUCUUUUUUCCCCAUUGGAGUUUUGCUAAAACAUUAAAAUAUUCCUGCAAGCAUUGUCUAUAGAUAAUCCUCUUUUUCGAUAGAUCUGCUUCACAUCAUCCACAAUCUGACCAUGGCUACCAUAUUUAAUAAUAAUAAUAAUAAUAAUAAUAAUAAUAAUAACUUUAUUCUUAUACCCCGCCCCAUCUCCCUGAAGGGACUCGGGGCGACUUACAUGGGGCCAUGCCCAAACACAACAAUAUAAAAGCAAGCAAAACAAUAAAGCAAAUCACUCAACAAUAAAAACAACAAUAUCAAUAAAAACGGUCAUAAAAGGUCAACAUACAAAAUAAGGUGUUAAAAACAUGGGUUUUAUUUAAUGAAGUAUACAUAUUUAAUCAAGUAUACAAUGUAAACCAAAUAAAGAUAAAUUGUACAUAUAAGAAUAAUUCAUCCUACCUUCUUUAGUUUUUUUUUAAAGAUGGUGUUGCUCAUAAUAUACAGGCUUUGUAAUGUCUUUUUCCUUCAUUUUUUCAUUAUUACCUCAGCAUUAGUUAGAAGAGUACUUUGGCUCCCCCAUGUGUAAGAGAUUCUUCUACAGAGGUCUGAAUCCCUUUUUCCCCUAAAUGGAUUAUUUCAGGGGUUUUGUGCCUGUAUUUGAGAGAGAUUUAGCAAUUUAUUCUUCACUUUCUGAAAUAAAAACAGAAUUUUAUAAUAUUUUAAUUAAAACCGAAAGCUAUGAAUUUUCAUGAUAAAUCUGUCAAAUCUUUCUAAAGCAAUUCCACUACUGCAAUUAGAUAACCAACUAUUUUAAAAUGCAUUUUCUGCUGGUUACUAACUUUUCCACAGUAAAACUAUUUUAAAAUUAUAGUGGUACUUAAAAAGUGAAUAUUUAUAGUCUUGUAUGUAUCUGAUUUUUUGUAAUGGUUUAUAUAUAGAAAGAUGUGGUAUAGAAAAAGAUUGGACCAGCAACCAUCUCGCAAGAAUCUUAAUCUUUUCUACCCUUUCAUGGAAAGCAAACUGUGUUCUUUAUAACUGAUUACAAACAUUAAUUAUGUUGUUACAUGCCACCUACAUGUCAUUUCAGACUUAUGGUGGCCCUUGGGCAAAUUUAUCAUGGGGGUUUCUUGGCAUGAUUUGUUCAAGGGUUAUUUACCUUUCCCAUCUUCUGCGGAUGAGAAAGUAGGACUUGCUCAAAGUCACCUAACAGAUUUCCAAAUGAACAGGGAUUUGAACUCUGCUCUUCAGAGUUGAAGCCCAAUGCUCAUACCACUACACUAUGUUGACUCUCUGCCACCCUUUCAUAGGAAUAUAAAAUAAACUGUGUUUGGGGUAUGUUUUUUACAUUUAUCCACAGUAUAUGGUGUUUUGGUUAGUAAACCUGUCACCACUUUAUUUCCAAUUAAAAGUAAGCUACACCAGUUUAUCAUUGUUUUCAUUAUGCCCAAAUAUUAAAUGUGGAAGAGACAAAAGUUUUCCCUUGCUAAACAAUAUGUAUUUAUUAGUCUCUAGGAAACCUUUGGUGUUCCUUUGAGGAUUUCCAGUAAGAUAUUACUUUUAAUGGCACUCCUGUGAUGCACAAAUGGAAUGGAGUAUACUAUUGAGUACCCAGGAAUAUUCAUAAUUUACUCAGCAGUAAAAAAAAAAACCUGACCAGAGUUCAAUGGUUAUGUGGGUCCUUGAAGAUAUCACCAAAAUUUAAAUGAUGGCACAAGAGCUUCUAAGACAGCGAUUCUCAACCUGGGUGUUGGGACCCCCGGGAGGGGGGGGGGGGUCUCGAGGGAAUGUCAAAGGGGUUGCCAAAGACCCAUCAGAAAACACAUAUUUCUGAUGAUCUUAGGAACCACUUUGGCAGAGAAGGCUGAAGAUCUCCCUGUCUGUCCUCUUCCUUUUUGGAAACAGAUGGCAAAUACUCCCACCAAAAGCCCAAUUUGCCAAUUCUAUUGUUGAUGGGGUUAAAGGGGCUCUUUGAUUGUAGGUGAACUAUAAAUCCUAACAACUACAAUUCCCAAAUGUCAAGGUCUAUUUUCCCCAAACUUCACCAAUGUUCAAAUUUGGGCAUAUUGAGUAUUUGUGCCAAGUUUGGUCCGGAUCCAUCAUUGUUUUGAGUCCACAGUGCUCUCUGGAUGUAGGUGAACUACAACUCCAAAACUUGAGUUCAAUGCCCACCAAACCCUUCCAGUAUUUUCUGUUGGUUAUGGGAGUUCUGUGUGCCAAGUUUGGUUCAAUUUCAUCAUUGGUGGAGUUCAUAAUGCUCUUUGAUUGUAGGUAAACUACAACUUCCAAAUUUCAAAAUCAAUCCCCCCUCCUUCCAACCCCACCAUUAUUCAAAUUUGGGCUUAUCAGAUAUUUUUGCCAAAUUUGGUCCAGUGAAUGAAAACACAUCUUGCAUAUCAGAUAUUUACAAUUCAUAACAAAGCAAAAUUACAGUUAUGAAGUAGCAAUGAAAAUAAUUUUAAGGUUGGUGGUCACAACAUGAGAAACUGUAUUAAGGGGUCGUGGCAUUAGGAAGGUUGAGAACCACUGUUCUAAGAAAAAUGCAGGGAGCACCUUGUUUUCAAGGAAGAAUUACAAGUCUGCACUUCUACACUUAAUUUUGUACAAUACACUUUGGUAGUGCUAUUGUGACACACAGAUCUUAAAAUUGGUCUAUGAUAUACAAGUUGGUCCUAAUCAACCAGUUGAGUGCUAAAGGCAUAAAUUAUCACUUCCUUUCUCCUAUCGUUUCAAUUUUGUGGUUCAUUCAUUUUUACAGAGUCAAAUACAUGUACUUAUGGUUCUUUCAAUGGAAAGCAUGGAAAGCAUGACUGAGAAAUAUACCAUCCCUCCCUCCCUCCCUCCCAUAGCUGGUUUCAAUGAAAACUCUCCACCAUUGUCUGAAUAGCUCUUCAUUCCUUGCAUAUGCUCAUCAGAGACCAUUUUCUAUUUCACUCACACAUUCAGCUCUACUAUUUAUAAUCUAGUUAAACAAUGCCAGCAUGCAGCAGUAAAAGGUGUGCAUUUCAUAUGCAAAUCAGUGGCAAUAAUGUUGUACAAUUGCUUACUUGUUUGCAUCAUUAUGUUCAACAGCAGCUUAACAAAGCAGAUGCCACAAAGAAUGUUACUAAAAUGUGGCUUUGUCUUGGCGAUUCCAUCCUCCCUUUCACAUUUUAGCUAAUGAAGCAGUUUAUUCAUAGAUGACAGAAGUAUGAUAGGAAUAUACAGACUGUUCAUUCAUUCUUUUAGAGUGCAAGUGCAAAAACUUCCAUUAGCAUCCCAAUCCUAAAUGUUUGAUGCCAGUGUAUAUCCCAGCAGUGGUGGAUGAGUGGGUAUAGUAUAAUGAAAGAAAAUAAGUUUCUCAGUCUGAACUUCACCUCUUGCACAAGUAGGCAAGCAACAGCACCUCACUCAUAUCUUGUAAUAUUGAAUGUACAGGAAAAGAGAUUUCACCUAAACGUUAAGCUCCUGGUGGUAAGAGCUGUUUGGCAGUGGGAUAUGAUGGCCCAGAGUGUAAUGGAGUCUCCUUCUCUGGAGGUUUUCAAGCAGGGGCUGGAUGGCCACCUGUCAGGAGUGUUUUAAUUGGGUGUUCCUGCCUGGCAGAAUGUAAUUGGACUGGAUAGGCCAUUCAGCCAAUUCUAUGAUUUUUUUUAAAAUAAAACUUGUUUCAAAUAAUUUUUUCUGAUGUUUUAACUCUCUUUAGUCAUUACAUACUACCCCAGGGGUCUUAAAAGUCUGAGAGAUAUAGUUCUAUGCUAUAUAAAAAAACAUUUUAAUAGAUAAAUGUACACAUAGCAGCACCAGACACAAUGGUGAAGCAACUUUUAAAAAUAGAACAAAAAGAUAAUCUUCUAAGAUCUGCCUAUAAAGGGGAAAGUAUGUGUGCAAUCCUUUGAAGAUUUUGUUAAGUCUGACAAAGUAAUAUCAUACAGUAGAGUCUCACUUAUCCAAGACUUGCUUACUCAAGGCAUUUUUGUAGUCAAUAAUUUCAAUAUAUCUUGAUAUUUUGGUGCUAAAUUCUUAAAUGCAGUAAUUACAACAUAACAUUACUGCAUAUUGAACUACUUCUUUUGUCAAAUUUGUUGUAUAACAUGAUGUUUUGGUGCUUAAUUUGUAAAAUCAUAACCUAAUUUGAUGUUUAAUAGGCUUUUCUUUAAUCCCUCCUUAUCCAAGGUAUUUGCUUAUCCAAGGUUCUGCUGGCCCAUUUAGCUUGGAUAAGUGAGACUACUGUACUUUCAAAUAAGUGUGUAUAGGGUUGUAACCAAAAUUGUGGUAUCUAGUGUAAAUAAUAGGAUUCUACUGUCAAUUCUUUGUAACUAUAACUGCAGCAUCCAGAUGUUCGUGGAAGAAAGUUUUUUUCAGAAUAAUGUAUUCUGCAUAAGAUGUGAUAUUAUGUAGACAUUAGUGAGACAGAAAACAAGUUAGUUUGGAAAUAGCUAAAUAUAUAUAUAAACCUAGAACCUCAAAAACAUCAGCCCACUUAUCUACGGAUCAAUUUGAGUACCUUACCUCUUUAUCAGGAAAGGAAUAAUUUCUUCUCUGAGUGGAACAAUGAAAGGCAAGAGCUUAGUCCAUCCCAGGAGAAUUUAAAAGCACUGACCUCUAGUUUCUCUGCCAUGGCAUUGCUUCUGGUCUGUUUAAAUGCCUGGGUGGGAAAAUGGAGGUAGCAGCCAAGGGCAGCUGGCCCCCUCGAGAAGUGGUGUUUUCCCCACUCUAUGAAAUGACCCACAACUUAUUCACAGGUCAUAUCCAAAUCCAUAAUUUUGUCUCCAAAGUCUGCCAUCAGCCUAUACAUGAGGUCAACUGAUACAUAAGCAUAUAUAUAAAAGGGUAAUGAAAUUUCGGCCUAGGACAAAACAACAAAACUACACAUCCCAGAAACACUAAACUUGGCAGCACAACCCGUCAUCCAUGCCUCUACGUUCAUUCAACAAAAAGAAAAGAAAAAUAAAGUCCUAAUUAGAGGGAGAGGAAUAAUUGUUUUUUAUCCAAUUGCUGCCAGUUAGAAGGCUAAGCUCCGCCCACUUGGUCUCCUAGCAACCCACUCAGCCCUGGGGACAGGCAGAGUUAGGCCUCACUUAGGCCUCUUCCACACUGCCUAUAAAAUACAGAUUAUCUGAAUUUAACUGGAUUAUAUGGCAGUGUAGACUCAAGGCCCUUCCACACAGCUAUAGAACCCACUUAUAAUGGACUUAAUGUCAGGGGAAAACCUUUACCCUUUACCUUAACUACCACCAAUUCCUCAAUACUUUAUUUCCCAUACCACCAUACUUCGCCACAGCAACGCAUGGCCGGGCACAGCUAGUAAGCAUAUAUAGUACUUCAAGGAGUUCUCCACAUCCAAUUGGUCAGUUUUCAUCCAGGCUUUGUCCCUCUUUCCUCCAGCCACAAAAUCUCUCAGAUCACCAGCUGAAGAUAUUAAAUCCCCACUCCCGCUGCAAAACCUUUCAGAAAAGUAAUUCCUCCAGGAUUUUUAGCAGCUUUCAUUGAUGCCAACUGAAUAAAAAAGAAAUGUUUAGUUGCAGCAAGGGGAAGCAUUUUUAGAAAAGUGUGUGUGUGUAUGUUCUGUCUGUUGUAUGAGUGUGAGCAGAGCCUUUUCAGUUGUGCCAACAUUGAGUGGUUACUCACAUUUUGGGACAUGGUUCUGCCUACUGCUGAUAUUCUUACCCUAAAGCAAUUUCACUCUCGGCCCAAAACAGUUGCCCUCUCCCAGUCAAAGGACAUACAAUAUGCUAGUGGUACACUGUACUAGGGGAAAUCUAGAGAGGUUUUAAGUUGGCCGGAACCUCUCCAGGAAACUAAACUUUGAUUUAGUGUUGUGUGCCUUCAGUCAUUUCUGAUUUGUGGCAACCCUAAGAUAACCUUACCAAGAUGUUUCCUUGGCAGAAAUUGUUCAGACAGGGUUUGCCUUUGCCUUCCUCUGAGGUUGAGUGACUUGCCCAAGGUCACUCAGUGGGCUUCUAUGAUCAAGCAGUUAAUGUGAUCAUAGUCCAACACUCAAACCACUACACACACUCCCCAAUUUUCUCAAAAAAGAAAUGUUAUCAACCAUUUGUAUGUAAUCUGGUGCUUUCCAGAUGUUUUUUUUUUUUUAAGUAAAACAUGCUGCAGCCAGCACGGCUGAUUAUGGAAAGUGUGACUUAAAACAUCUGAAGGGCAGCAGAUUGUCUGUUCUUGAUCUUGAUGUGUUGUUAAUUAUUGCUAUAAUUGUCAUGUUUGUGCCAGAUCGUUGUUCUUUCAUUCCUUCUCACUUUAGUUUUAUGUAGAGCUAAUACAAUCCGUGUGCCACAAAUAUUAAGAUUUCUCUUUAAUUUUCAAGAGUAGUAUUUCAGCUAAAAACUUUACAUGUGGAGCAAAGUGACCCAUUGCGUAAUUUAAGAUCUUCAGGGGAGGCCCUGCUCUCGGUCCCACCAGCCUCACAGGUGCGGCUACGGGAAUGAGAGACAGGGCUUUUUCAGUGGCAGCCCCCCGCCUAUGGAACAUCCUCCCAAAUGAAAUCAGACAGGUUCCCUCUCUCCUAUCCUUCCGAAAAAGAGUGAAAACCUGGCUGUGGGACCAGGCUUUUGACCAAUAAUAGCAGCAUUAAUUAUAAUUAUAUGAUCCAAGAUAUAAUGACAGACCCGGUUUGGACUCGGAAUGCACCUUGAAUGUAUAUUUAUAUGUAUAUCUAUGAAUGUUUUAAUGUAAUUUAAUUUAAAUGGAUUGAAAUGUGAUUGUAAAUGUUUUAUAUAUGUGUCUUAUAUUUGUAAGCCGCCCUGAGUCCCCUAAUAGGUGAGAAGGGCAGGGUAGAAAUGUUGCAAUAAAUAAGUAAAUAAAUAAAUGCAUUUCUGGAUGA